GAUUAUUAUUCUCAUUUCAAUUAUUUAUUUAUUAAGGUGGAAGCUUUUAGUUUGAUUGGGAGAAAACUGUUGGAUGCCUUGUGUUUCUGUGCCAAACCAGUGUUGUGCAUGGAGGGUUCCCUUUUUAGGGAAGGAGACAGGGUUGAUCAGAUGCUAUUUUUUGUGCAAGGUAAACUACAGAUCUUCAACACUAGCAACAGUGAUAGCAAAGUUUACCUACAAGGUGGUGAUUUUUGUGGAGAGGAACUUGUACAAUGGGUUCAGGAUCCCAAGUCAUUACACCUUCCUAAAUUCAGCAGAACCGUUCGAGCCAUUUCCAAGGUGGAAGCCUUUUCAUUAGAGUCUAGUGACUUGAAACGCAAUUGGGAGGCUGUACGCAAACAAGCAGCUGCUCGUGUUAUAUCAGCCUUGCGCAAGAGGUUUCAGGAAGGGAAGCAUUCACCGGCCUUGAGGGAAGCAAAGUCUACCAUUCCUUAGGAAAUCUAUGUUGCGUUUUAGGUGACCAUUUGGGAUGUUCUUGUCUCUACAUAUAAUAAACUACAUGAAAGCUGUAGUUGGUGUUGUCAUUCAUAGCAUAGAAUAAGUCUCCUAAGAGAACAUUUCAAGUAGGAAGUUCAUGGCAUGAGACCAUUUGUUUUGGACAUCAUUAGAGCCUCAUCAGUUCUCUUUCUAAGUAUUGAAGAUUUGUGGUCUUACUCAAUGAGGCUGUUUUGCAACAUCACUUGCAAGUUGCAACCAUAUAUAUAGAAAAGUAAGAAAAUGUAUCCUUUGUU
Molecule: messenger RNA, 773 nt
Organism: Rubroshorea leprosula
Lineage: Eukaryota; Viridiplantae; Streptophyta; Magnoliopsida; Malvales; Dipterocarpaceae
Source: the annotation of a GenBank genome assembly